Messenger RNA from Bubalus bubalis (water buffalo), 2976 nucleotides. RefSeq names its product WW domain binding protein 11 (gene WBP11). NCBI's taxonomy places the organism in Eukaryota, Metazoa, Chordata, Mammalia, Artiodactyla, Bovidae. The transcript has 13 exons. Bases 342 to 2264 code for a protein of 640 amino acids. The record is from RefSeq and is a predicted model, not a curated record. Gene Ontology annotation, biological process: mRNA cis splicing, via spliceosome. Gene Ontology annotation, cellular component: spliceosomal complex.
GCGGAGGGGCGCGAGGUUUCAAGAUGGCGGUGGUUGGGUGGUUGACCGAAAGGCCGAGGUGAAGGCCCUUACGAAGUCAAACGGGCCGAGAAUCGUCCCCUCCCCGCUUCUCACAGCCCCAGGAGCCCAGCAGAAGCGUGAGUUUUUUCUGAGAAGCAAACCCUUGACAGGGUAAAUUAGUUGCGACUGGAACAGCUUUGAAGCGUUUAGCAGAAAUCAAGGCAAUUGGACACUUUCUGGAAGACGCAUUAACUAAUAAACUUGCCUGACAAAACCUUCGUGAAGGGAAGGUUUUAGGUUUUAUUUUUUAAAGAAGCAAGUAAAUCAAACAACUUGCCAACAUGGGGCGGAGAUCCACAUCAUCCACCAAAAGUGGAAAAUUUAUGAACCCUACAGACCAAGCCAGAAAAGAAGCUCGGAAAAGAGAAUUAAAGAAGAACAAAAAACAGCGCAUGAUGGUACGAGCUGCAGUUUUAAAGAUGAAGGAUCCCAAACAAAUUAUCCGGGACAUGGAAAAAUUGGAUGAAAUGGAGUUUAACCCAGUGCAGCAGCCACAGUUAAAUGAGAAAGUGCUGAAAGACAAGCGUAAAAAGCUACGUGAAACAUUUGAACGUAUUCUACGACUCUAUGAGAAAGAGAAUCCAGAUAUUUACAAAGAAUUGAGAAAGUUAGAGGUAGAAUAUGAACAGAAGAGGGCUCAACUUAGCCAGUAUUUUGAUGCUGUCAAGAAUGCCCAGCAUGUGGAAGUGGAGAGUAUUCCUCUGCCAGAUAUGCCGCAUGCUCCUUCCAACAUCUUGAUCCAGGACAUUCCACUUCCUGGGGCCCAGCCACCCUCCAUCCUUAAGAAGACCUCAGCCUAUGGACCUCCAACUCGGGCAGUUUCUAUACUUCCUCUUCUUGGACAUGGCGUUCCACGUUUGCCCCCUGGCAGGAAACCUCCAGGUCCUCCCCCGGGCCCACCUCCUCCUCAAGUCUUACAAAUGUAUGGCCGCAAAGUGGGCUUUGCCCUAGAUCUUCCGACUCGUAGGCGAGAUGAAGACAUGUUAUAUAGUCCUGAACUUGCUCAGCGGGGUCAUGACGACGACGUUUCUAGCACCAGUGAAGAUGAUGGCUAUCCUGAAGACAUGGACCAGGAUAAGCAUGACGACAGUACUGAUGACAGCGACAGUGACAGAUCAGAGGGAGAAAGUGAAGGGGAUGAAUUUGUGCACCGUGAUGACACUGAGAGAGAAAACAAUGAAGAAAAAAAGUCAGGUCUGAGUGUACGGUUUGCAGAUAUGCCUGGAAAAUCUAGGAAGAAGAAGAAGAAGAACAUGAAGGAGCUGACUCCUCUCCAAGCCAUGAUGCUUCGAAUGGCAGGUCAGGAAAUCCCUGAGGAGGGACGAGAAGUCGAGGAAUUUUCAGAGGAAGAUGAUGAAGAUUCGGAUGAUUCUGAAGCAGAAAAGCAAUCACAGAAACAGCAUAAGGAGGAAUCUCUCUCUGAUGGCACGUCUGCAGCUUCCCAGCAGCAAGCCCCUCCACAGUCUGUUCCUCCAUCUCAGAUACAAGCACCCCCCAUGCCAGGACCACCUCCGCUUGGACCGCCACCUGCUCCACCUUUACGGCCACCUGGACCACCUACAGGCCUUCCUCCUGGACCACCUCCAGGAGCUCCUCCGUUCCUGAGACCGCCUGGAAUGCCAGGACUCCGAGGGCCUCUGCCCCGCCUUUUACCUCCAGGCCCACCACCCGGUCGACCCCCUGGCCCUCCUCCUGGCCCACCCCCAGGUCUGCCCCCUGGCCCUCCUCCUCGGGGACCCCCACCACGGCUACCUCCCCCGGCACCUCCAGGUAUCCCUCCACCCCGUCCUGGCAUGAUGCGCCCACCUCUGGUGCCUCCUCUUGGACCUGCCCCACCAGGGCUCUUCCCACCAGCUCCCUUACCCAACCCUGGGGUUCUGAGUGCUCCCCCCAACUUGAUCCAGAGACCCAAGGCGGAUGACACAAGCGCAGCCACCAUCGAGAAGAAAGCCACGGCAACCAUCAGUGCCAAGCCGCAGAUCACUAACCCCAAGGCGGAGAUCACGCGAUUUGUGCCGACUGCACUGCGGGUGCGUCGGGAGAAUAAAGGGGCUGCUGCUGCUCCGCAGAGGAAGUCGGAGGAUGAUUCUGCUGUGCCCCUUGCCAAAGCAGCACCCAAAUCUGGCCCAUCUGUCCCCGUGUCAGUGCAGACUAAGGACGAUGUCUAUGAGGCGUUCAUGAAAGAGAUGGAAGGGCUGCUGUGACAGCUUCGGGUGCUAGAUCAGGCUUCUGUUCACAUCAGUGGUUCAUGGAGGAAGAGGCUCUUACUCAGCUUAGGUGGAAGAGUUGCUUUCACUGUCAGGGUAUUUUUAAUUUCAUUUCAAGGAAUAUCUUAAAGUUUAGCGUUGUUCAGAAUUUACUGCAUAUAAAAGAGAGGGUAUUUCUUGCAAAAUAAAUUGGUUGUUGAAUCAGUGCUGCUAAUAACACCCAUCCCCUUUCAUACCAUCAUUUUCAUCAGAUUUCUUCCUAGCGUUGUUCAGAAUUUACUGCAUAUAAAAGAGAGGGUAUUUCUUGCAAAAUAAAUUGGUUAUUGAAUCAGUGCUGCUAAUAACACCCAUCCCCUUUCAUACCAUCAUUUUCAUCAGAUUUCUUCCCCUACUCCAAUUCCUUGAAACUUGUGAUCAAGGGGAACCUUGUUGUUUGUUUUGGCUCUCUUAUUGUGUGCUGUGGGCACUGGAGUAGAGAUUUCUGGAAAAACCAGUUUAUUUCACCCCCAUCUUGCCUUUCAUGUUUGAGUUAUUUUUAAUAUUUUCUUGUAAAUAUUUUGUAAUAUUGUAGUGAAAUGGAUCACAAUGUCAUUUCCUAAUACAAAGCGAUAUAUGUGGGAAGAAAAUGUACAAUUCUUUGAUUAAAAUUCCCACUGAUCUAAACUUUGAGUGUUCCAUGAAAUAAAUAAAUAAAUGUUCUACACCAGGA